AUGUUUUAUUGGGUCUAUUUAUUAUUUCUUUUUUUAUCAUCAUCAUCUACUAAAACUUUAAAAUAUGACUUUCAAAAUCAAUCAUUUCGAGCAGCUAUUGUUACUUUAACACAUGGAGAUCCUCUACGUUUACUUAAUAUGUUACAUUCAAUAGAAUAUUUUUUUCCUCAAUCCAUCGAUAAAUAUUCAAUUAUUAUUUUUUAUGAUUCACAUGGUACUGAGAUACGAAAUUCAACCUUAGAUUAUAUAAAAUCAUGUGUUAAAUUAAGAUUAAUAUUUCAAAAUAUUGUUUUAUUUACAUUAAUAAAAAAUCCUACUCAAACAAUUGACAUAAUUAAUCGUGAAGUUCCAACAAUUUUUCAACGUCCUAUAGGAUCUGAUUAUUUACUUCCACAAUAUUUACGCACAUAUCAUAAUAAUUGUAAAUCAUAUUGUUUUCCAUUUCAAUCAUAUGAUUCGAUUUAUAAUAAUUGUUUUCUUACACGUGUUCAAUUUUGGUAUCAAAAAAUAAUUGAAAAAUUUUUAAAUAAUCUUUUAUUAAAUGAUAGUAUUUUAAUUCAUUCAUUAGGUGAUGGAAAUAUUCAUGCUGUUAUAUUUGCAUUAACAUCAGAUACAAAACGCUCACAAAAAAUACAAUUUACUUAUGCACAUAAUAUACAUAUAUAUGGAAAACGAAAUAAAAAUUUUGAUCUACAACAUAAUUAG
Molecule: messenger RNA, 705 nt
Organism: Rotaria sp. Silwood1
Lineage: Eukaryota; Metazoa; Rotifera; Eurotatoria; Philodinida; Philodinidae
Source: the annotation of a GenBank genome assembly